Messenger RNA from Vanessa tameamea, 1103 nucleotides. RefSeq names its product wurmchen 1 (gene wrm1). The record is from RefSeq and is a predicted model, not a curated record. The transcript has 3 exons. Lineage: Eukaryota; Metazoa; Arthropoda; Insecta; Lepidoptera; Nymphalidae. The coding region runs from base 147 to 581 and encodes 144 amino acids.
CUUCAAGCAUUCGACAACGACGUUCGACAUCGGCAUCCCGCGUCACUUGUCAAUUUGCACUUUACAGUUGGAAAACGGCAACCGUCGCGUUACAUGAAAUAGUGAAACAAGCUUUAAGUUAUCAAAUAGAAGGUUCUAAUACGAAAAUGUCGGCAUAUGAAUCUCACGCUUACUUUACAGGGAAUGGAACAUACAAAGCUAUAAAUCCAAUUCUUUCUAAAGUGGGCGACUUCACGCCGUUUUAUAUCGCUAUAGCGAUCUGCUCGAUUAUAUUCGGAGCUCUGCUCAUCUUGAACGUCGUGUGCUGCUGCUCCAGAUACUCCGACUAUUGGCUGGAUCGACACACGGGAAACCGCUGGAUUGUAUCUAUUUGGUCGGCAACACCACACAAACAGCCACCACUGGACUUUACUGAACUCGAGAGCCAAUACCAACAGGUUCAGUACGUGCAUCCAUUCCACAGUGAGGAUUACCAAGAAGUUCACAGGCACGGUUCAGAAGUAGCAGCUUCAAUUUCACGGCAGCCCCUGACAACCUCUCAAGAAUACCUCGAACUGCACAAAAGAGAAAGUGAUAUAUAAGAUGGCUUUUCUCAUGAUGUAUCCCGCCAUUGCCAUACUUUCAAUGUUUGUACUGAUGGUCAUUAUUUUGAUACUGAGAUUUGGGGCUCGUUGGUGUAAGCUCCGGCACAGUACAUUCGCAGACCAAGAAUAUUGGAAUGAAGACGAAGCUUAUGAGCAGAAGGUUUCAUAUGCUUAAACUUCAAACUUUAUUUUGCAACCCCUCCGUCCAGUUUUGUCUGAUUUUAACUUGUUUGUAGACUUUAUUUUUACUAGUAUGUAAGAGAUGUAUAGAUGAUAAAUAAUAUUUAAGAUUCAAUGAUUAUUGAUUGCUUUUACUAGACUAGAAUAGAGUUAUUAGCACAAACUUACAAAUGAUACUAAUGAAAAAAAAGAAACAAUUACUAUUUUGAAUAAUUAUGUUCAAAAAAUAAAUUUGAAUUAAAUCUUCUUGUUGCUGCUAACUUAGAUGUCAAAUAGUGAAAUUAUGUAUUUUAUAUUAUGUACCUUUUGGUAUUAAUAAACAUUUUCUAUAUUUCUUAA